AUGAAGGUCGUCGCAUCUCUAGCUGCCGUACUGGGCCUUGUGCAACUGGCUGCAUCCUCACCUGCUCGCUUUGCUGCUCGUAACGAUGCUACAACACCCUCAUCUGACGCCAUGGCAGGUGGUUUCGAGCUGCAGACAUCGGCCUACACAGCAUCGAGUGCCUUUCCAACUUCCAUCUUUGCUUCGUAUUACAACGACCCCAAGUCCAUGACUGCUGAGCCUCGACCUAUUGUCACCGAUGUCGCACGCCAUUCGGUCUUCUCGGAUCUCCUCGCCAACCCCACCAUCCUCCCUCUUGGUCCGUCGCCUUCGGAAGCCAUCUACCCGGUAGCCACUGGGGCUGCUUCUCCCGAGAUUGCUUCUAAAGUACGAAAGCAGCUCACCGAUAUCUUUGCUUCAUCCGGUACCAACUGUACAAAGUGCGCCUCUGCGCUCAAGGUUGGCCAGACGCUCGCUCGCCAAUCUCCCCAGGAAGUGCCCUCAAUGCUAGUCGAACUGUGCACCAAGUACUCGUACAAGUCUGCCUCGAGCUGUGCAAAGACGUACGCACCGCAAGUGCUCGGCUCCGUAUACACUCAGGUUCUCAGCUACGCCGACUUUACAUCACCCGACAGCACCGACGCACAGUACAUCUGCAACAUCGUUGUCGGAUCUUCCACCUCGAACUGCACGCUUCCCAAACCGCGUCACCUGGACGAAACGUUCUUCGACAAGUGGUUCCACGGCAAGCGCACUCCUCCUUCUUCGUACAACACCAAUGUUGGUACGCCCACGAAAAACGGCAAGCAUCUGCGCGUGCUGCACAUGUCGGACAUCCACAUUGAUCCGCGCUUCUUCGUGGGGGGUGAGGCGUCUUGCACCAACGGAAGGUGUUGUCGUGCGGACGCGUAUAAUUCUACUCUGAGCAGUGGUAACUUCAGGCAAGGAACGCUGCCGAAAUCCAACAUCUCGGAGGUUUCAAACUACUGGGGCAACUUUCAUUGCGAUACACCUUGGAGCUUGACCUUGUCCACGCUGGAAGCUGUGACGCCGCUUAACGGAGGUGAGCAGGUCGACAUGACUAUCCAUACGGGUGACAUGGUGGUUCAUGAUCUCGCGCAGUACAUCUCUCAAGACUUGGUCAAGUACACGCAUCAAAGUUUAUACGAUUCGAUUCGUGCCAUGCUCGGUAAAGGGCCCGUGUUCAAUGCGAUUGGAAACCACGAUUCGUCGCCCUCUGAUUUCGCCUCGCAAGGAGCGUUGCCAGACGGACGAUCUGAUCAACUGUCUUGGGACUGGGACAAUCUUGCGCGUCUCUGGGAGGCAGAAGGAUGGUUCGAUCAUGCCGAGGCUGAACAGGUGCGCUCGCACUAUGCUGGAUAUUCGGUUACACCGCGAAAAGGGUUGCGUAUCAUUGCGAUCAACACGGACUUUUGGUACAAGAACAACGUAUUCAACAUGAUACAUACGCAGAAUCCCGACUUUUCGGGAAGUCUUCGGUUCCUUACGGACGAGCUGUUUCACGCGGAAGAGCGCGGAGAGCGAGUUUGGAUCGUGGGACACGUUUUGACUGGGUGGGAUGGAAGUAAUCCUCUGGACAAUCCGACGAACCUCUUCUACCAGGUCGUGGAUCGGUUCGCGCCGCAUGUGGUUGCGCACAUCUUCUUCGGCCACACACACGAGGACCAGUUCAACAUCUUCUACGCUAACAAUGGUACUAGCAAAGCGGCAGGCUUUGCGAAAGCGGUGAGCUUCAUGGCGCCCUCGGUGACGCCUGGCAACAAUGUGAACCCAGCACUGCGUAUCAUGCACGUAAAUGCCAGCACAUACGAGGUGAUGGACUACCAUCAGUUCUACACACCUGUCCCCACAUUCGCCAAUCUCGCAUCCACCUCGCACGGUCCCGUCUACGAGUACCUCUAUUCGGCCCGCUCGGCUUAUUCCAACUUCUCGGCUUCCGACGCCAACUCGUCUCAUUCCAUCGGAGGAGAUGCCAUUUGGCCGAGCAAUGUGCCGCUCAAUGCGACGUUCUGGGCCAAAUUGACAGAAGAGAUGGCGGUCAGAAAGCACCUCGUCCAGCAGUUCACCGUAUACCAAGGUAGAAACAGCCCCAAGAGUCCCGAGUGCACCACCGACGAUUGUGUAAGUGCAAAGAUCUGCUACAUGCAAUCAGGCUCUGCGAUCUUGGGCAAACAGUGCAAACAGGGCUUUGGUUCCGUUCAAUCCUAG
Messenger RNA from Mycosarcoma maydis (corn smut), 2208 nucleotides. RefSeq lists its product as uncharacterized. The record is from RefSeq and is a predicted model, not a curated record. Gene Ontology annotation, molecular function: hydrolase activity. The coding region runs from base 1 to 2208 and encodes 735 amino acids. The transcript has a single exon. NCBI's taxonomy places the organism in Eukaryota, Fungi, Basidiomycota, Ustilaginomycetes, Ustilaginales.